AUGAAGUUUGAGAAUAUUCUUGCUGAUAUUAAUGGAUUUGGAAUAUUUCAGAAAAUGAUCAUCGUAAUCAACUUCAUUAGCCGCUUCACUUUGCCCUGCCACUUCUUGCUAAACAACUUCAUAGCAGCUAUUCCCUCUCACCACUGCGACAUCAGCUCUCUGGAUGAUGGAGGUAUUUUUAGUAAUUUAUCCCUGCCGGAGAGGCUCACUGUUAGCAUCCCAGUCCAGGAGGAUGGGAGUCUGAGCUCCUGUAAGAUGUUUGCAGAGCCUCAGUAUCAACUGCUGUCCAACUCCUCCGACAUUACUGACCUACCUACAGUGUCCUGCCAGAAUGGAUGGGUGUACGAUAACAGCACUUUCAAGUCUACUCUGACCUCACAGUGGGACCUGGUGUGUGAUAAAAGAGGAGAAAACAAAGCAACUGCUACCAUCUUCUUUGUUGGAGUGAUGUUUGGAGCCAUGUCCUUUGGGAGUCUGAGUGACAGGUUUGGCCGAAGGAUCAUGCUGCUGGUGUCAUAUGUGUCAGGAAUGCUGUUUGCUGUUGCAAGUGCUUUUUCUUCAUCCUACGUGAUGUUCACAGUACUGAGGUUCUUCACUGGGUUUUGCAUCAAUGGCAUUGUGAUUGUCUCAUCAGUCCUCAGCGUGGAGUGGGUAGACAUCGAGCACAGGAAGCUGGUGGGAGUGAUUGACAGCUUAUCCUGGACGUUUGGGUACACGGGAUUUGCAGCUAUUGCUUACUUUGUGACUGAUUGGCGGUGGCUGACUGUUAGUGUCACCUUACCUAUAAUCUUGGCUAUCAUCACCUGGAGGUGGAUACCAGAGUCAGCCAGGUGGCUCAUUGCCAACGGAAAGCUGGAACAAGCUCAGACCUAUUUGAAAAAAUGUGCCAAGAUAAAUCUAACAGAGGGGUUAACCGACAACCUUAAUACAGAGACAUUGUCCAUGAUUGUGACAGAGAAAAGAGAUCGGGUUUAUUCCUACCUUGAUCUGAUACGAACACCAAAAAUGAGGAAACUGGUCCUGCGUACUGGCACACUUUGGUUCUGUGUGGCAACGGCAUUUUAUGGUAUCAGCUUCAACGUCACAGGUUUUGGGCUCAAUAUCUAUCUCACUCAAUUUACCUACGCUGUCAUCGAGCUCCCAGCCAAAAUAUCAGUUUACUUCUUACUGGAUAAGAUAGGCAGGAGAAGUACCGAGGUAGGAUCUCUACUGUUGGUUGGAGUCUGUCUCGGAAUCAACAUCAUGGUACCUAAAGAUAUGUCGAUUGUAAGAACAGUGGUAGCAGUUAUUGGCAAAGGUUUUUCCUCUGCAUCGUUUGCAACUGUUGUACUGUAUAGCUCAGAGCUAUAUCCCACUGUAGUGAGGCAGAAUGGUAUGGGCUUCAACUCCUUCAUGGGUCGAUUUGGUGUAGCAGUGGCUCCUCUGAUCCUUCUUCUGGAUGAGAUGUGGAAGCACCUCCCGCAGCUUGUCCUGUGCUCUGCAGCUAUACUGGGGGCAAUUGUAGCAAGAACACUACCAGAGACGCAUAACAGGUGCCUGCCAGAGACCAUACAGGAUAUUGAAGAGCAGUCACGGGCAUGAGUGCAUAUUCAGCAACGUUUUUAAUAAAACAAAAACAAUGAUGACAAUAUGUAGCCCACAGUCGGUUUUGUGUGACUUAAUGUGCAAUUUAAAGUUCAGUAGGUUGAAAGG
This is a messenger RNA of Scomber japonicus (chub mackerel), 1692 nucleotides long. RefSeq names its product solute carrier family 22 member 7-like. Lineage: Eukaryota; Metazoa; Chordata; Actinopteri; Scombriformes; Scombridae. The record is from RefSeq and is a predicted model, not a curated record. The transcript has 9 exons. Gene Ontology annotation, molecular function: transmembrane transporter activity. Gene Ontology annotation, biological process: transmembrane transport. Gene Ontology annotation, cellular component: membrane. The coding region runs from base 1 to 1581 and encodes 526 amino acids.